GAGACAGGUGGAAGUAUCACUCCCAAUCUGUGAGAAGUCAUUGUGAGCAGCAGCAGCUUCCACGCACCUCUCCAUACGAGACCGCAACACUUCACUACGCAUUAUGAAUACAAAUGAAACAAGUGAUCCUCCUUCAUACCUUGAACAAGGCAGUGGAGUGAAGGUGUACCAUGUCCACACCCCAUUCACCCAUGUUCCAUCAGAGUCUCAACAGGAACCUCAACCUACAAUCAUCAGCGACAAACACAGGUUCACAACCACAAAAGAAAUCUCUGGGUCUCAUCUCGAAGCUGAAAAGGGCAACAAAAAUUAUGCGAAAUACGAUGUGGGCUUGGGCCGUUCUCCCGGCAUGACAAACUGCCCUAAGUGCGAGAGACAGGUCGAAACUGUCGUGGACUACAAGGCAGGGACCUAUGCCUGGCUGAUGUGCUUACUCUUCAUCUGCUGCGGGUUGAUUCUGUUGUGCUGCCUGAUCCCGUUCUUUAUGAAUAGCUUCAAAGACGUUUAUCACUCAUGCCCCAACUGCCACAAGAUCCUGCACAUCGAGAAGAAGAAAUGCUGUGAAUGACAGGGAGGAGGACAAAAGGAAAAUUAGAAAAAUAACCUGCAAAUGUUGUCUUUAGCACCAAAAAAUAGCAGAAAUAGCAUCUUCCAUCACUGACAGAUAAAUAUAAAUAAACCUAUUUUUAUGGACGCUGUAAUUAACCAAAAUUUUUUUAAUAAUCUCCAUAUGAUUUCCAAUAAACUGAGAGCAAUUGUGCUUGCGGGGGAAACGGGUCAAAGAACACCACUUGCACUUUCAUAGUUUUUUAACUCUUACAUUGUCAAUAUUUACAUUUAGAAUGAAGGCCUUGUACAUAGACUAGUUUGAAUCCCCUGUCAGGGAGACAUGUUUAAAGCAAACCAGAGGAAAGCUGCCUCAUCCACAGUUUCUUUAUUUUUUGCACAAACACAUUUUUUGUUUCUUUUUCUGGUUCUAAGAAGGAAACACAACACAAAAAAUAAAUAAAAUGUGUGUAAUAUUUAUUGGAUGUCAGCCAGAAAGCUACUCUUUUGAGGAAUCUGAUGUUUUCUUCAUCACAAUGAAGAUCAACAUGAUUUAUUACUGUACAUUUGUUAACAGCUACCAGAAUACAUAGCAUUAAUAAUAACUUGAUGAACUACAGGGAGACAUGCAAUAAUAAGCAAACAAAAAACAUUUUAUUUGAAAAAAAAUGCUUUUUCUGUUUUAUCAAUCUGAAAAUAAAUAUGCAUUUUUUCUUUAUCUCAACAAUGUGUGAUAGAAACCUUGCAAAAUACUUUGAUCCUGCUAAGCAACUGAAGUUCCGUUAUUUGCAUUGAAUAAUUAUUUGAAAACAUUGUUGCUCCUAAGAAAUAUGAUUCUAAUAAAAACUCAUUUUCUGCUGUUUUUAAUGAUUUACCGUACAUGUGCCAACUUUGUUCCAACUAUUCAACAAAUGUUUGGAGGUUUAGGCCUGGAAUAAAUAUGUUGUAAUAAAUCCUACUCUAUAUGGAAAAAGUAUUAAAAUAUCCAAUUAGUGCUGCA
Molecule: messenger RNA, 1546 nt
Organism: Oryzias latipes (Japanese medaka)
Lineage: Eukaryota; Metazoa; Chordata; Actinopteri; Beloniformes; Adrianichthyidae
Gene: litafd
Product: LITAF domain containing
Cellular component (GO): cytoplasmic side of late endosome membrane; cytoplasmic side of lysosomal membrane; nucleus
Molecular function (GO): zinc ion binding
Source: RefSeq, a predicted model, not a curated record